This is a messenger RNA of Lampris incognitus (smalleye Pacific opah), 3118 nucleotides long. RefSeq names its product kelch-like family member 7 (gene klhl7). Gene Ontology annotation, biological process: protein ubiquitination. Gene Ontology annotation, cellular component: Cul3-RING ubiquitin ligase complex. The record is from RefSeq and is a predicted model, not a curated record. NCBI's taxonomy places the organism in Eukaryota, Metazoa, Chordata, Actinopteri, Lampriformes, Lampridae. The transcript is spliced from 12 exons. The coding region runs from base 317 to 2146 and encodes 609 amino acids. Gene Ontology annotation, molecular function: protein binding.
ACAAUUAACUCGUUGUAAAGCGUUACCACUAUGCGCCCUUCCUGAGAGGAAACCGAAUGCAAAGCAGCAGUUGCUAGCGCACAAAUCUCAAGCUGCUUGUGACUUGCAAACUUGCUAGCUUGUCCCGAUACAUCAGUGGCUCAAUCAAAAUAAAGGGUGUACGCUGAGAAUCACAGCCCGCGAUUUUUUUUGUAUAGCGAUCUUCUUCUUUCGGCUUGUUCCCCAUUUCACAGGGGUCGCCACAGCGGAUUUGAUAGUUUCUAUCGGUACACUGUGAGGGCACAGAGUUUUUGUUUUUUAUAGCAAUAUCACUGAAAUGACUGGAAUGGCUUCUCCAGAGAAGACAUCAGGCUCCAAGAAGAAGAGUGAAAGAAAGUGUGCCACAAAAGAGGAGGACAGACAACUGUCCAGCUUGAUGGGAGCCAUGAACAACUUUAGGAAGCAGGUUACUCUCUGUGAUGUGGUCCUCGUGGUCCAGGGCAGACACUUCCCUGCCCACAGAGUGGUGCUGGCAUCUGCUAGCCACUUUUUCAGCCUCAUGUUCACCACCAGUAUGAUGGAGUCAAAAUCCCAUGAGGUGGAGCUACGAAAUGCUGACCCAGAGAUAAUUGAGCUGUUGAUUGAGUUUAUCUACACCGCCCGAAUUUCAGUGAACAGCAGUAACGUCCAGUCACUGUUGGAUACAGCCAACCAGUAUCAGAUCGAGCCAGUGAAGAAGAUGUGUGUCGAGUUCCUCAAAGGACAGAUUGAUCCUACUAACUGCCUGGGUAUUUCAGCGCUGGCAGAGUGUAUGGAUUGUUCGGAGCUGAAGGCAGCAGCAGAGGACUUUGUUCAGAUUCACUUUACCGAGGUCUACAAGCUGGAUGAGUUCCUUCAGCUGGACGUCAAACAGCUCACACACCUUCUGCACCAGGACAAACUCACUGUCCGCGCCGAGGCCCAGAUUUACGAUGCAGCGGUGCGCUGGCUGAAGUACGACGUAUGUAACAGAGAGCGCUAUAUGGUGGAAGUGCUGGGCUGCGUCCGCUUCCCACUGGUCUCCAAAACCUUCCUGUCAAAGACGGUACAGGCUGAGCCCCUCAUUCAGGAUAACCCCCAGUGCCUCAAGAUGGUCAUCAGUGGGAUGCGCUACCACCUGCUGUCCCUGGAGGACCGGGAGGACCUGGGCGAGAGCAGCCGGCCGCGUCGCAAGAAGCACGACUUCCGCAUCGCUCUGUUUGGAGGCUCCCAGCCGCAGUCCUGUCGCUAUUUUAACCCUAAGGACUCUAGCUGGACUGACAUUCGCUGCCCAUUUGAGAAGCGUCGGGACGCCACGGCCGUCUUCUGGGACAACGUGGUGUAUAUACUGGGCGGCUCGCAGCUGUUCCCCAUCAAACGCAUGGACUGCUACAAUGUGCUGAAGGACAGCUGGUACUCCAAGCUGGGACCGCCCACUCCACGCGACAGCCUGGCUGCCUGUGCUGCCCAGGGAAAGAUCUACACAUCCGGGGGGUCAGAAGUAGGCAGCUCCGCCUUGGACCUUUUUGAGUGCUAUGACACCCGGACAGAGUCGUGGCAGGUGAAGUCCAGCAUGCUCAUGGCCCGCUGUAGUCAUGGAUCUGUGGAGGCCCAUGGCCUCAUCUACGUAUGUGGAGGAACAGUGGGGAACAACGUGUCUGGCAGAGUCCUCAACAACUGUGAGGUCUACGACCCCAACACACAACAAUGGCGGGAGCUAUGUGGAAUGAAAGAAGCCAGGAAGAACCACGGACUGGUUGUGGUCAACAAUCGUAUCUACGCUGUAGGAGGACAGGGAGCCCUGGGGGGACUGGACUCAGUAGAAUACUACGACAUCAUGACCAACGAGUGGCGUGCUGCGGCACCCAUGCCGUGGCGCGGCUUAACAGUGAAGUGCGCCGCAGUAGCCGGUGUCAUUUAUGUUCUGGCAGGGUUCCAAGGAGUCGGGCGCCUUGGACAUGUCCUAGAGUACCACACCGAUACUGACAGGUGGGUGACCUGCAGCAAGGUCAAGGUGCGAGCGUUCCCCGUCACCAGUUGCCUCAUCUGCGUAGUAGACACAUGCGGAGCCAAUGAAGACGAGGACAUGGACCUCAUAGACUCUCAGACCCAUACACUUAUAGCAUCUUCAGCCGCCUCAUCUUCAUAGUACAUAUGAGAGAAGUCAUAUGCUGUAUGUUAAGGUGUUACAUUUAUGUGCCGUGUUAAGCAACACCGUGGACUGUGGAGUCGAUUUCAACAAGCGGGGACUUGACGUAGUUUUGGAAUCAUGUCUGUACAGCACCUUUAUGUGUUUAUGCAUGCACAUCGGGUAGUCAGUUACCCGCGUUUUUAACGAUACCCUGUGAUCAGCUCUCAACCGACAAGUUUUAUCAGUUUUUAUGUUACUUUUAUAUGGUUCAAAGUGAGUGUGUUGAACGUUCCCCGACUGGAUUUCUCGUGGACUUUAUUUGGAGCCACUCGAACCUAGUCUAGGUUUAAAACGUAACCGAGGAAGCUGCCAUUUGAAUUCCCAGAGGGUUUGGGAAAAUCUUUAAGAUGGUAAGAAUGGCAAAUUCUUUAAAAAAAAAAAAAAUCUAGACCGUCAGUAGUUGUACACAUAUUUUUAGGUUCUUUGUGAAGUACUGUACAUUUUAAUCAAUGUAUGACUAUAUGCUUCUGUACCAUGGUGAAACAACUUGAAAACAAGUCAUGAUUUUAUGAUGAAUGAAUAAACAUUUUAUUCCAACAUUUGUGGUGUGAGCUCACCCAAAAAAAAAAAAAAAAAAAAAACUUGCCCAGUAUCAGAAUUUACAAAAAUUAAUAUCAAUGGAUCUGGUUUGUUCUUUCACUAAACAAAUUAGUAAACAAUUCCAGAGCACCAGUGCAAAUGGAUUAAGGCAGUCAGGGAUAAAAUGACAUAAGCAGCAGUGGACGACACACACAAACACAUUCGGGUGAAAGUGGCUCAGGAGAUAGGGCAGGUUGUCUGGUAACUGGUGGGUUGCCGGUUCGAUCCUUGAGGUGACCUUGAGCAAGACACCUAACCCCUAACUGCUCCUGAUGAGCUGGUUGUUACCUUACAUGGUUGACACCGCUGAGAGAGAGAGAGUGUGUGUGUGUGUGUGUGUGUGUGUGUGUG